AUGAACCCACUCAAUUUGUUGAAGAGGUGGUCCUGGGGCUCUUCCCCGGAAGAAGAUGUAUUUGAUCCAAAGGUGCAUCUGAACUACGUCCCCCCUAUAAAGAAAUUCACAAUGGAAGAACUUCUCCUAGAUUCAAGCACGACCACAUCUCCCAUUGCGGGAACUGUGCCGUUUCCACUAUUAUCAGCAGAAGGUGUCAGGGCCUACCGAAGAGCCCUGUUCCAAAAGGAAGUGAUCGAAAACUGCGCCAGUUCCCCAUUCCCAGGAACAUUGGUCUUGCGUGAUGCAGUGAAAAAGUCGAAAUUUAUCAAUGAUUUUUGGACGCAUCCUGAUACAAUGAGAUUCGUAUCUGAAGCAAUCGGUGUACCUCUGGAGGUUGUGAUGCCGACGGAAAUAGGGCACACUAACAUCCAAGUUCAAGGCACCACCAUCGCAGAAAUGGCUAGUAAUCUGAGGGUUGAGCCGACGGCUGAAACGCUCGAGCUGAGUCCUGAAGAUCGAGCUUACGACCCAUUGACAGAUAAAAGCUCCAUCAUUCCAUGGCAUUAUGACUCGUAUCCAUACGUUUGCGUGUUGAUGUUGAGUGAGACUGAUGGAAUGAUUGGAGGCGAGACAUAUAUCAAGAAAGGAAAUGGAGAAGCUCAAAAAGUUGAGGGCCCACAACUCGGACACGCAGUCAUGCUCCAAGGCGGCGAAGUCUGUCAUUUAGCUGCUCGUGCCAAAGGCGUGAAAGAACGCAUAUCCACGAUCACCUCUUAUCGCUCCAAGAUGCCAAACGUUUACGACUCCAGCUAUAUAACCAAUGUCCGACCCUAUGCAGACACAGCCUCACUUUAUCCCGAAUGGGCACAGUACCGCCUGCGGAAACUGAGGGACGAACUUACAUACUUCCUUGAUGAGGCAGACAAGGAGUGUGACCCUGCCCAAGAAAGAAAAGAUAUACACAGCCUCAUAGACCAGCAAAUUGAUUAUCUGCGGCGGACUUCUCGCCAAAUGGUCGAUCCCGAAUAUACACAGCACAUCCUAAGCAAGUACGGCAAACCGGCAUACUAUGAUGCACCGAGGAUUUGGAAAGUUGUUCGAAACCUACCAGAUUUUGAACUCCUUGCAUCAGUAGCGGAUGCGGAACGGCGAUGGAAGCCGGAAAGUCCGUAUUGGAUGGAUCUCCAGAAAUCGAUCGAAACAAUCAAAUUUGGUAAACCGGUCCAAAGUGUUCUUGGGACUGCUGUGUUGAACAUGUCAAGUCGAUAUUAUAUGGGAGAUGAACUCCUGCGACAGGGGCUCAAUGAAGUGUUCUUAGACUGGUUCGGAGACUCCGGCCUCUGGGAAAUGUAUUGCAAGAUCUGA
This is a messenger RNA of Penicillium soppii, 1347 nucleotides long. RefSeq lists its product as uncharacterized. The record is from RefSeq and is a predicted model, not a curated record. The coding region runs from base 1 to 1347 and encodes 448 amino acids. The transcript is spliced from 4 exons. Lineage: Eukaryota; Fungi; Ascomycota; Eurotiomycetes; Eurotiales; Aspergillaceae.